Molecule: messenger RNA, 2802 nt
Organism: Dunckerocampus dactyliophorus (ringed pipefish)
Lineage: Eukaryota; Metazoa; Chordata; Actinopteri; Syngnathiformes; Syngnathidae
Product: CD209 antigen-like protein E
Exons: 4
Coding region: 1323-1814 (163 amino acids)
Source: RefSeq, a predicted model, not a curated record
GGAAAAACCCUUUGCAAUUUUGUUGCACAGCCACCCAAUUGUAUGUGUAAGAGCUGCAUUCUCAUUAUUCAUUCAAACAUUCUUUAGAUUAGCUUAGUAUCUAAAACAUCAGCAGCUGUUUGUUUUGGACUCUACUCAAUGACAUUUCUCCAAAGAAAUACUGUAGCAUGCAGCAACAAACAGCAAUGAGACAGGUAGGCUUGUGACAGGAAGGAUAUGUUGGAAUAGCUCGAGUUCCUCCUACACUACGCCACAUCCAGCAUAUCUCAUUACAUCUGCGUCAACAUGGCUGUCGUGUUUAAAUCUCAUGGUCCUCAAGUCAGCGUUGAAAUUGGUGAAUAUGAGCAAUUUCCAAAAAAUGAACAUGACAGCAAAACAGAAAAGACUCCACCAAGUAGGUUUGUUUUUGUAUGACUUCUUAAACCCUGAGCUAGCAAGGCUUGCUAGAAAAAAACACUGGGUAAAAGUAAAUGAAGCUGCUUGUUCAGUGAGUUUUAGUGAUGGAGGAAUGAUACUACUGUUGGAACGGCUAAGUGUUAGCUUUCAAACGCUGCUAAGUUAGGGCUGCCAUGGCGUGUGGGGCAAAUGUAUGGUUGGUCCAGUUGGGUUUACCAUCACACAACCAGUACUCACUGUGUGUGUGUGUUCACUGCUGGUUAUUGUUUGCCCUGUUAAAGAGAUGCCUUCCUUUAAGCAAGCUAAAGUGCCUCUUAACAUCUCCCCAGGGAGCAUGGGCCACACUACGGUAAUCUUUGAUGUCAGUGUAUGAGAGUUGGAAGCCCUGCUCGGUUUGUCACAUUACUGUUUCGUUGUAUGCAAUUAUUCAUGCUGGUCUCUGACUGCUUGUUGAAUUUCACUUCAAAAGCACUCAAGUCUCCCAAACAAAAUGCACUUUUAGCAAAGUAACACAUUUACAAAUACAAUGAACGCAUUUUGAAUCGUUUUUAGUUGGUAAUUUUUAAAGUAAAAUAAGGCAAAUGUGACAAAACGUAGUUGUUUUUAUACCUGAUUGGUGCAUUCAGUGAGGCCGAUUCAAAGAGAAAGUAUGUUCUCUUACUGGAAAUUCCAUAAUAAUGAUCAUGUUAGUUGAAUACUUUGAAUGGUCCAGAGUAAUUGAUGUUAAAUUCCAAGUCGAGCUGCAAGUCUUUGAUGAUAUACUCAAGUCCACACCCCUGGCUGUUACCAUAGCAACACAAAUGCACUGUGUUGGGUUGCUGUGCUUUUAAAAUAUGAAUUUAAGUGAGACUUAAUGUUUAAUUUAUUUCCGUAGGUGGUUAUUAUACCGUAUUUAUGUGCAUGUGUGUUGUACAGAAUCCAAACAUAUGCACGUGUUUCUGCUGGCCUUUGGAAUUCUCUGCGUUCUUCAAGCAGUUCUCAACAUCACCCUGAGACUGGGUCGCAGUGAGGCAGCUCCUAAAGUUGAGACAGGGGAGGGCUGUCCAAAAGACUGGCUCCUGUUCAGGUUCAGCUGUUACUACUUUUCCACGCGGAGGAAGAGUUGGGACGACAGCCGACAGGACUGUCUGCAGAGGGAUGCUGAUCUGGUCAUCAUCAACAGCAGACAGGAGCAGGCUUUUCUCACCGGAUUCACCGAGACAGCAUGGAUUGGAAUGUCUGACAGGGAUCAGGAGGGAAAUUGGAUCUGGGUGGAUGGAACACCAGUCAAAGACAAGCUGGAAUGGGCCCUUGGACAGCCUGAUGGAGCUUUUGGAGGCGAAGACUGUGGUGAACUUCGUACAAUGACGAAUUUCCUCGGUUUGAAUGAUUUUAGUUGCAUUACCAGAUCCCAGUGGAUCUGUGAAAAACCACUGUGAUAAUAAUACUUUGAUGUAUUAUCUACUUUAUUAUUAUUAUACUUAUUAUUGUUUGUUUGCUGUCAUUCUGAGAUCUGGAACCACCUUAUGAACUUCACUGUAACAUAAUCAGGAGGAACGUGAUAUGUCAAUGACCGAACGCCCAAAAAGCUGGAAACUAGACUUAGUAUCGAAGCUAGUAGCAAGCAAACGAGAGCACAGAAGAAGUGGCACAUAAGAGACGAGUCAGAACACAGGGAAACCAUGAGGAAGACUCUUGCAUCGCCCUGGUGAUGCUACAGGGUUUAUGAUUGAUUUCAUUAAUUGGCCUUACCCACCUGCCUCGUUGCUCUGCCCCCAGCCACCAGACAAAGCUACCUGCAAAACAAAGCAUGACAUGCAAAAAACACAAGAAAUACAAAAGUAAAGGUAUGGGUUGCGCCACAAGAACUUGUGUACUGACAUGCAAGCAUGCGGGUAGGGGGAGAGGUGUAGGAAAAACGAGGCAAGUCAACGGUUCCUGAGAAACCAAAGGCACCUGGUAUUGUUUUCCUGGGAACUAGCUCCUUCAACUAAAAGGUCCCUGUGGCCCUGUGUCGUUUGCAAUGAGAGUAUACUUCAGGGCAAGCUUAGGGCAAUUUAUUCAAAUCAGACAUAUGGGGGGGGGUGUAGUGUUUAGAGAGUGUAAAUCAACUUUUUUGUGUGUGUAAGUGAAUAAAAUACAAAGUCAUGCAGUCCAUGUGGGCGUCUGUUUCUAUCAGCGCCUGCAACAAACUUUUAAUUUGGUCAGUUUCAGAUUUCUGUCUCGCGCAGGGGUGUCCAAACUUUUUCCACCGAGGGCCACAUUCUGAAAAAUGAAAGGAUGCGAGGGCCACUUUGAUAUUUUGUAAACCAACACAUACUGUAGAGAUAUGUUAAGAUAUGCUAUGUAGCUCAAGAAGUUUUUUCCAUAAUAAUAUAAGUUUAUUCUUGUAAAAUUGUGACUUUUGUUCUUCAUUCGAUGAUAACU